Messenger RNA from Gryllus bimaculatus (two-spotted cricket), 3460 nucleotides. NCBI's taxonomy places the organism in Eukaryota, Metazoa, Arthropoda, Insecta, Orthoptera, Gryllidae. The record is from the annotation of a GenBank genome assembly.
GAAAAACUGCCUUGGACUCAGAACAAGCGUCCGGUGGCAGCUGCCGUGGCGAUGGUAGCUGUAGUUCUCAUGGUCGUGGUGAUGGGUGGAAUUAUGAUUAAGUACACAUUGACUGAGGCCUGGCAUAGAAGGGCCCAUCUACGGCUAGAAGAUAUCAUUGCUGAUGAGUUCACACCAGUGCCGUUCAAUGGAACCUGGGUAUCUGAGAGUGAUAUAAUGUUCAGAGACAAAGGAAACAACGCCAUUCUGCUUAAUUUGUAUUCUCGUUCCACAAAACUCCUUACUAGUAAUUUCCACGUGAUUCCAACACUGAGUGGUGAUGUUGAAUAUUCUAUGUCACACAGUAAACAUUUUCUUUUAGCAAUGCACAACAGAACGAAGCUUCCAGGACAACUUGCAGUAGCACAGUAUGAAAUAAUUAACAUCAGGAAUCAAACAAAUCAAUCUUUGAGAUAUGAAAAUUAUCCUAAUGAAGAUAGACAUUUAUUACAAUUUGCUAUGUGGAAUUCAAGAAGAAGUGAAAUAAUAAUGGCUUACCAUAAUGAUCUAUAUUAUGUCCCUAAUCCAGCCCUGAAUAUACAGAUACAGCUUACUCACUCUGGACAGCCCAAUGUUAUCUUCCAUGGAGUAACCGACUAUUUAUACAGAGAAGCUAUUUUAAAAACUGAUGUAGCUAUCUGGCUAUCUCCAAAUGGACAGCGACUUGCAUAUGGUUCUUUUAAUAAUACACAUGUUCAAGCUACGUACAUUACCUAUUAUGGAAAGCCUGGUAGCUUGCAUUAUCAGUAUCCUCACAACCUUCAAAUAAGAUAUCCCAAAGCUGGUACUCCCUUACCAACUGUUACCUUGAGUGUACUUGACUUGGAGUACAAAUUGCAGAAAAGGCUUAGCACCCUCUAUGCCCCUCUUCCAAGAGGAAUGUCGCAGGGGGAUGUUUUGUUGACUGCUGUUGCUUGGAUGAACAAUGAUGAAAUAGCAUCAGUUUGGAUGGAUAGGUUGCAGACACGUGCUGUUGUGACAGUUUUUAAUUAUGACAAAGGAAGUCGUUAUGAUCUUUUGAGAGUCAAUGAGGAAGCUGGAUGGCUGCCACUUUUAGCCGCCCCUUUUUUCUCAUCUGAAGAUCAAAGAAUGGUGUUAAUCCUCCCUCAAGAUCAAGGAGACAGAGAGGGAAAGUUUCCUCAUGUAUGCUUGGUGCAACAAAAUCAAGGAAAUGCUCUCAUUAAGCCUCUUACGAUGGGAAAAUAUUCCGUCAAGAAGAUUCUUGCUUGGGAUAAACAACAUAACAAAAUAUAUUUUCUUGCUACUGAAAUUGACUCUCCAUCAAUACAGCACCUAUACAGUGUGUCUGAUGAUCAGUGGAGGGCUCCAAACACUCCUGCCUGCAUAACAUGUCAUAUUAGGACCUCCGAAAUUGGCAUGCCAUGUCAGUAUAAUUCUGCUUCAUUCAAUGAUGAUAAUUCAUUUUACAUGCUCAACUGUGAAGGGCCAGGUGUUCCAGAAAUUAGUAUUUUUGAUCGAAGUCACAUGAGAGUGAUUGUUUGGGAAAAGAAUGCAAAAAUCAGGACAGCAUUACAAAAAGUGGGCCAUUUACCCACCAAACAGUAUUUACAGAUUGAAAUUGCAGAUGGAGUAAAAGCUCAUGUAGAACUGAGAAUACCACCUGACUACAACCCAAAGAAAAACAAGAAGUAUCCUCUCUUAGUCUAUUUAAGUGGAUCACCAGAAACUUGUCCUAUCACAGAAAAAUUUUCUGUUCAAUGGAAUGAUUACAUUACUGGCAGCAAAAAUGUAGUUCUUGCUCGAAUAUCAGCACGUGGAUCAGGACUUAGAGGGAGCACUCUGUCUAAAAUAAUAUACAGGCAACUUGGUUCCGUUGAAAUAAAUGAUAUUAUUUAUGUUACUAGAAAUCUUCAAGAUUUAUUUACAUUCAUUGAUAAAUCACGAACAGCAAUUUGGGGAAAACAUUUUGGAGGAUAUCUGACAACUAUGACUCUCUUGAAAGAUGUGGAACACACAUUCCAAUGUGGUUUGGCUGUCUCGCCAAUAACAGACUGGUUAUACUAUGAUGCUGUAAGGUCUGAAAGAUACAUGCGCCUGCCAACUAUACAGGAUAAUUUGGCAGGAUAUAUUGAUGCUAGUUUAACGAACAAAGUUGAAAACCUUCGAUACAAGAAAUUCAUGCUCAUUCAUGGAACCGCAGACAGUUCAGUCCAUUAUCAGCACUCCAUGAUGCUAGCUAAAGCUUUAGAACAGAAUGGCAUUUUGUUUUCACAGAGUUCGUAUCCUGAUGAGGAAAUGAACUUAAAAGGAGUCACUUCCCAUUUGUAUUUUACUAUGGAAAAAUUUUUUGAUGACUGCUUCAGUAGUAGUACUUAACUUUUUCAAAGCUAUGAUAAAAUAAAACAUCUGCAAGAACAGAAGUGUGGUGUCCUGAACUUUUAUACAAAAAAUCUACAGAUCAUGAGAUAUGUACUGUACCACACAACCUCAAGCAAUUUAAGAUGGCAGUGGCCAACCAAACCUUUCCAGCUCAGGAACUCAACUUGGAACAUACAUUCUAUUAAGAUUCCUGACAUUAUUUAUUAGAAUCUCCCAAGAUAGACUUCUUCAAUAUGAAGAAAUAAUUAAAGUACAAAAAGUGGCUUGAAUGUGCACUAACGAAAAAUAUUAAUAAACAUUUUUGUAGAGUGCUUGACAACAAUUCAAGAAAUCAAUGAAACAUUGUGGCAACUUAGGAAAGCUCAUGAACCAUGAAAUUAAAAGAAGUGAAGUAGCUGAAUAAUUAACAGAAUUGUUCCUGUUCUCCUUGGCAAAUUCUUCUGUCAUGUAGAACUCCAUAACCAACACAUCCAUGUUACUUAACAACUUUUAAGUCUUUGUUCUAAAAUGUUUUAUAAUAAAAAAGUACAUCUAUAAUUAUAAUUAUAUAUUCUACUGAUGGGCACUUUAAUUAGGUGAUAGAAGUUUGUCAUCAAUAUACAUUCAUUUGAUAAUGUAAGUAAACAUUUACCUCCAAGAAUUAAUCAACAUGGUAGGAUAGUCACUUGUUGGUGAUUAAAAUGUCCACAUGUAAAAAUGUUUGGAGUAAAGUGUCCAUAAAUUUUAUUUUAAAUAUAUCUAAAGUAGAAAAGUGUUUACCGUAAAGUUUUAUUCUAGUUCUUCCUGCUGCAUUCUCUUCUGUCUGUAAUAAAAUUUUCUGUUUUACACAGGGUUGUCCAUUUUAUGACACUUGUUUUAUUGAUAUUUCCAUUCUGAAACUAGUAAAUUACACGACUUUUAUAAUUACAAAAAUAUAUUAACACAUAUUUAUGGAAGAAAUCACGAUUAAAUGAAUAUUAAACAUAUUUCUGACAACUUACUAAUGCCUUUUCAAUUAUGUUCACUAAAGUAGAAAAAUUUUAAUAUUUAGGGUUUUAUGUUUUUUUCAACCAUUGUUAAACUGGUUGUGAAACUCAUAAAA